Carlito syrichta (Philippine tarsier) is the source of this 5279-nucleotide messenger RNA. RefSeq names its product fibroblast growth factor 12 (gene FGF12). The transcript is spliced from 5 exons. Bases 1 to 561 code for a protein of 186 amino acids. Lineage: Eukaryota; Metazoa; Chordata; Mammalia; Primates; Tarsiidae. Gene Ontology annotation, molecular function: growth factor activity; fibroblast growth factor receptor binding. Gene Ontology annotation, biological process: animal organ morphogenesis; positive regulation of gene expression; fibroblast growth factor receptor signaling pathway. Gene Ontology annotation, cellular component: cytoplasm. The record is from RefSeq and is a predicted model, not a curated record.
AUGUUACUACUUCAGCAAUCAUAUGAUUUCCCCCAGCUGAAAGGAAUUGUGACAAGGUUAUUCAGCCAGCAGGGAUAUUUCCUGCAGAUGCACCCAGAUGGUACCAUUGAUGGAACCAAGGACGAAAACAGUGACUACACUCUUUUCAAUCUAAUUCCUGUGGGCCUGCGUGUGGUGGCCAUCCAAGGGGUGAAAGCCAGCCUCUAUGUGGCCAUGAAUGGUGAAGGCUAUCUCUACAGUUCAGAUGUUUUCACUCCAGAGUGCAAAUUUAAGGAGUCUGUGUUUGAAAACUACUAUGUAAUCUAUUCUUCCACACUGUACCGCCAGCAAGAAUCAGGCCGAGCAUGGUUUCUAGGACUCAAUAAAGAAGGUCAAAUUAUGAAGGGGAACAGAGUGAAGAAAACCAAGCCCUCAUCACAUUUUGUACCAAAACCUAUUGAAGUGUGUAUGUACAGAGAACCAUCACUACAUGAAAUUGGAGAAAAACAAGGGCGUUCGAGGAAAAGUUCUGGAACACCAACCAUGAAUGGAGGAAAAGUCGUGAAUCAAGAUUCAACAUAGCUGAGAACUCUUCCCUUCUUCCCUCUGUCAUCCCUUCCCUUUCUCUUCCCUCCCCUUUACCCAUUUCCUUCCAGUAAAUCUACCCGAGGAGAGAAAAUAAAAUGGCAACGCAGGACCUAGUUGCUAAGAUUCUGCUCUCAAAAUCUUCCUUUGUGUAGGACAAGAAAAUUGAACCAAAGCUUGCCUGUUGCAAUGUGGUAGAAAAUUCACAUGCACAAAGAUUAGCACACCUAAAAGCAAAGGAAACAAUAAAUGAGGACUCCACAAACAUUAAAUUAAACUAUGUUGUUAUUAAUAGAGGGCUAAUUGUCAUGAAUUUGUUAGUAAAGCUGAAAUAAAGUUACUGCCUUGAAGGAAAGGGCUUUGGAAAAUUGAACUCACAAAUUGAUGUUGUAUCCUAAAUAGCUUAAACUCUGGGUAAUGUGACAUGUGGUUUUGUUUGAUUUUGUAUUUUCUUUGGGCAUCUGAAAUUGAUACAUAAUUGUAUCCAAUUUGCGGGAUUUUUUUUUUUUUUUACCAUGAAAUGAACAUGUAUAAAUUGUAGACUCUUCUAAUGCCUAUAAAGUAUAUGUCCAGGAAUCAUUUAACAUCAAGAAAAGUUUAAAAAUUAUUUCUGAAACUGUUACUUAAGAUUAUUUUGUGCAGAAGGAAAGUUUUGGAAUUCACGGAUUUAAUUCCUUCAUAAAAAGUUUCAAAUUCUCCUAUGAGAAUAUCAUAGUUUUAUCAAAGGUAUUAUUCCAGAAUUUCUUUUUUUUUUGUCAUUUAGAAAAAGAAAUAUUAUUCUAAUGCUGAAGUGAUCUUUGGGAAUUCUUUGUCAUUGUCAUAUCCAGGCAGUGAGAUAUAAGUUACUUGGUCUUACCGUUUGAACUGAUUUUUUGCUUUGUGGACACCUUUGAGAGUAUAGGUGCCUUCCCCCCCCCCCAAGUGCUGUACGAUAUCUUGCAACAGGUAAGAAGGAAGAGAGGUUUUACAUAAGGAAAUAAGUCCUAGGAAAUUGGUAAUAACAAAUUGUAUUUGCCUUUGUACCUUACCAGAGUUUUAUGUAUAUAAUGUUUUUUCCAAUCUGCCAAGAAAUUGGGAGGCAUGGCUGUGAAAUUCCUAACUUACUAUCUUAUGAAGACUGCGGCUUGUAUGUUGCUAUAUAUCCUCAGUUAUAAGUCCAGUUGACAAUAAGUCUGCUUCCUAGAACACAGAGGGGUACUUGUAAUACAAUAAAUUUUACAGGGCAUUAAGAAACAAUAUGGAAUUAACAGCUAUGGCUCCAACAGACAGGAUUAUGUGAGUGGCUUAAAGUAGUGGGGGAAAAAAACUGUAAGAGCGGGCAAAUGCAUAGUUAGAAAUACCAAAGUAUUAGAAAAAAAGCAGGGAAGAAAUAAAUGUUAUACAAUUGCAUUGGAAUAAAUAGAUCUACUUAGUCCUACAAAUCAGGAAUGGUGUAGAGACAUCCAAAUUAAAACAAAAUAAAACAGAAUGUUAAAAAUUUAUGCAGAUUUAUGGAUAUUAUCAAUGAGAAGACGUAGCAUGUAACUUCUCCUAUAUCUCAACUCUCCAGCAUGUAUUGUUCCAAAUAUGACUCCCUAAAAUAUAUACACUUUGCAGAAGCUCUAAGCCCUCCCUCAAACCUUGCCAUUGAUUGCUGUAUUUCAAGGUCAGCAUAGUUUCCCUCACUCUACACAAUCAUUAUUCUUCAAUAGUGGUUUGUGUCCUUCACCAAGUAUCCUGUUUAUGAUAUCAGGAGGUUAGAGAAAAAUGAAAUGAAGAAUUUGCCUAAAGAGUUGGGAAGAGUCAAUGUUACGCAUCUGGGCAAAGAUUCUGAACCACGCAUUUGUGAGAGAUAUUUGUUUCAUCAAAAUAUUUGGAAAGUGGCAAAUAAAAACAUGUAGAUUUUUUUGAAAAAAGGAAUGUUGCUCUUCUAGAAAAAGAACACCCUUGUAAAAAAUUAGAAAUCUGGCUGUAUUUCUCCUUGUCACUCUUGAUUCAACUUGGUUAUAAAUAUACCUGUCACUUCCAGGACCAAACAAAUCCCAAGCACAAAGCCUUAUUUUCUUUGAAAAAAUAAAAGUUAAACUUCAAUACAAUGGGUCACAGACUCUUUUAGCAUGAAAUGACAUGAGGUUUUGUGGUAAUUACACAUGCACAUAUACUCAUCAGUAACACAAUUGAGGGUUUUAUAAGUAAUAUAGUUGAUGGAAUUCACAAUCAUCAAUUACAAUGAUGAUUUCAUUGCAAGCUAUAUAUAGGUCAAUUAACUAUAAAAACAUGACAAAACUAUUAAUUACCAACAAAAUUUCUCUCAUGAUUUUCAGUGACUGUUCUGCGUUUAUCAUUCAGAUUUACAUUUUUCUCCUUCCUGAUAGCAGUUAAGGAGAAUUCUAACCACCCAAUUUGUAUAUUGUUUUUCUUCAUAUCAUGUUAAGUAAAUGUUCACUGCAGUAAAAUGUUUUGGAAAUUAGCUUUGUCUUAUUUCCCAUUUGUUUCAGAGAAUGAAUUUUAAACCUCGUUUCUUUUACACAUAAACUUGACAAAAAUUAUAGCUUAGAGCACAGGGUGAGUAUUUGCUUAACUGCUGCUUACUUUUUAAGUACAUAAAAUCUUUAAUAGAAAAAGUCAGUAUUCACUGUCUAGGUUUUGAAAAAUAUUACCAAAUAUAAAUAUAUAGUUAUCCAAUCUCUUCCAAAAAUAUGAGCCAGUUUAAAUAUUUUGUUUUUCAGAUUUUUGCCAAGUAUAAUAAUUCUUUACUUUGGUUUUCAUUGUUCUAAUUUCUGGGUCUUCAAUUCUUCCAUCACAUAUUCUCCUUUAAAUCAAAUGAAAUGAGCUUUUUUUUUUUUUUAAUGCAUUGAGAUUUUCCAAGGAAAAAUAUGGCUUUUAGUAAAACUUUGUAAUUAACUAUAAAUUAAGUCUUGUUUAUUCUAAGAGUUCUCAUUGUAAUAAGUUUCAAAGUGAAUGAGCUUAAGAAUGACAACAAUCUCACAAAAUUUCUUUCUGGUCAGUACACCUUACUUGAUUUUUUUAAGUUAGAAGUUUGAAAUAUAGAGAAAAAUGAUGUAGAAUUUACAUUUGCCAAUUCAGAAAAUUUUGUUCUUCAAAAAAACCCCCCAAAACAAAAAAAAAAAAAACAGGAGGGCAGCAAACCAUCCUGUUCUUGAUAAUCAUGGGUUUUGGCUUUGAAUUUUUACAUAUGAAAUUCAUAGUACAUUUUUAGCCAUUAUGGGUUGGCAUAAUAAAGAGACACCUGUGUCAUGUAAUGUGAUGUUUUAUGAGCCUCAUUUUAAUUCAGAAAGCUUAUUUGAAAGAAUUCUUCUGUUUAAGAAAAUAGCAACACCAUAGAUAGGUAUUAUAUCGAGAUAUGUGGAUUCUGUGGUGCGCCAGUAAUGAGUGAUGGAAGUGUUAAGACAACUAAAGAAUGAAGAAAGACUUAAUUUUUAUAUAUUGAAAAAGCUGAAAGUUCUAAUUUGAGACCACUGAUUUCUUGGUGAAGAAGCAUGACUACAUCAACCACUUAAAAGAAAAAAUUAAACAUAGACCCAGAAAUAGCUACUAUUUCACCUUCGUGACUUAGUUUACAAGACCUUGCUCUUGAGAAGGUUUUCCAUGAUGUUGCUUAAUUUCAUCUGCACAGGGUGAGACACAAUCAAGCAUAACAAUUUCCUGCUCAUUUUAAUAUCAUGAAAGGCUGAGGUUAUUUCUCUGUCAUAAAAUUGUAAAUAACAUUUUUUAAGUCAGAAUUACAUUUAAAAGUGGAUUGUUCUAUGAAUAUAUAUGUGUAUAUAUACAUAUGCUUCUGAAAUAAGGAUAUAUUAUAUAGAGUUUUUAUUUAAUUUGUGGUCUUUAGUCAUAGGUAAGCAAAAAUAAAGAGCUUUGAAUGCAAAUCUUUAUAUAUAAAUGUAUAUUUCUAAUGAUGGUACCAAUUGCCACUUUAUAAUAAAAAGAAGAAACAACUGGGAAAAAUAAUCAAAGCACAUUCUCCCUCAGAACUUCGAUGAUUUUUAAUUCCCUGUUGGAUGCACAGGAAAUUAUUUUUUAUUUCUAAAACGUUAUUUUAAAAAUCUAUACUUGCCAACACAGAUGUCAUGAUAAGUCAUAUCAGAUUGGGAAUGUAUGGUUGAGGGAUAGGAAAAGGAUGCCAUAUGCUCACCUUUAUUUUUCAGGAUUUUUCAUGGAUCCCAAAUUAAAAAUUCAAUAUUUAAAUCUAAAUUAACUGAAAAUUACUAAUGUUCAGUGAUGAUAUAUUGAGCUUUAGUAGCAAGCAGAAGCAAAAAUAUCUAACAUUAUGACAAUAGCACUAAGAUAAUGUAAUAAAAAUUGCAUCACUAAAUAUUUAAUUCAUUGGAAAAAUGAGCUGAUGUUUGUCUUUGCUCCAACUCAAUUUAAAGACAGCAACAUUCAUUUUACUCAAAGUUGUUCAAAAAGUCCAAAAUAUACUCCCAUGAAUAGAACUGGUGUUAGCUCCAUUACAAGGUUCAAUGUUACAAUUUUAAAAAGUAUUGACACCGAAAUGUUUAAUAAGCAUAUUGUAUGAGAAAUUAAAUAAAUCAAUGUUUCAUUUUUGCAUUAAAGCACAGAUUAUCCAAAUCAUUGUUUUUUGAGAUCAGAUUUGUAAAAUGUUUAUACAUCAUAACCUUCCUGAAGUAAAAAAGCCAUUAUAAUCUUGAGAUGCUCAUGCAUGUAGACAAAAUACUGGCACUUUUAAAAAAAAUUAAACUUCUUUGAGAAGUCUA